Molecule: messenger RNA, 596 nt
Organism: Teleopsis dalmanni
Lineage: Eukaryota; Metazoa; Arthropoda; Insecta; Diptera; Diopsidae
Product: ninjurin-1-like
Exons: 4
Coding region: 12-596 (194 amino acids)
Biological process (GO): cell adhesion; tissue regeneration
Cellular component (GO): membrane
Source: RefSeq, a predicted model, not a curated record
UGCAGAAUAGGAUGGAACCUUCAAAUAAUCAGUCAAUAAAUAAUGAAGUACUUCUGAGUGACUUAGAUGAAGAUUUACAUAUGACUGAAGAUGCACCUGAUUCUGAUAAUGCGUUAUUAUCUGAUGGUAUUGAUGAAACUGAUUUUGGUAUACCCAUUAAUCCAGAAAUGCUUGGGUUUGUGGAAAUAAAUGGUGUACUCACUCCUAUUCCGGAUGUUAAUGCUUAUCAGCGAAAAAAGACAUUCGCUCAAGGCAUGAUGGACCUAGCACUCCUUGCGGCUAAUGCCAAUCAAUUGCGUUUUGUACUCGACACCAAUAGCGCACAUCCAUAUUAUUAUGUCGGUAUAGUUUUGAUUGCUAUGAGUAUCGCUCUCCAGAUUAUAGUUGGUAUUGGACUCAUUUGGAAUACUCGUUACGAUAUUAAAAAUGAAGAGGAAAUAAGUAAGGCUAAUAAAAUUAGUAACUUCACGGUAAUUGGAAUUUUUAUCGUUACUAUCGUUAAUGUCCUCAUAGCUGCGUUUAGUGUGAUUGACUCCAAGGAUAUAGGAACUGGAUUUAUAUACAACGAAACAAUGAAGAAAGAGUCAUUUUUUUAG